This is a messenger RNA of Anopheles cruzii, 2190 nucleotides long. It is a transcript of the gene BTBD9, whose product is annotated as BTB/POZ domain-containing protein 9. NCBI's taxonomy places the organism in Eukaryota, Metazoa, Arthropoda, Insecta, Diptera, Culicidae. Gene Ontology annotation, molecular function: protein binding. Bases 150 to 1955 code for a protein of 601 amino acids. The transcript has 3 exons. Gene Ontology annotation, biological process: circadian behavior; adult locomotory behavior; modulation of chemical synaptic transmission. The record is from RefSeq and is a predicted model, not a curated record.
GAUUGUUUGGUGCUUCGAGACGCGAUUUAGCCCGGGUGGUAUCUUCAAUUAUUAAUAACCAAUUCGUGCGGGACGUGAGCUUAUAAUAAAGGUCACUGUUGAAUGUUGGAACCACCCCAGAUCCCGGCAACGUUCCCCGGUUGGAGGAAAUGAGCAGCCAGAGCAAUACGAUGGCCAGCGGCCAGCAUUCGACCACGGCCUGCAAUUCCGAGACGCAGGAAAUAAGGCUGACGGCUCGAUUCUCGGAGCAAAUGGCACAACUGUGCCUGUCCGAGGACUACUCGGAUGUUUCGUUCAUCGUGGAAAACGAGCGUCUACCCGCGCACCGGGUCAUCCUGGCAGCCAGGAGUGACUACUUUCGGGCCCUGCUCUACGGUGGCCUGUCGGAGUCGCGCCUUAACGAAAUUACCCUCCCCAUACCGCUGACGGCGUUCAAGGCGCUACUGCGCUACAUUUACUCCGGCAACAUGUUGCUGUCGGAGAUGAAGGAAGAACAAAUCAUCGACACACUCGGGUUGGCCAAUCACUACGGUUUCACCGACCUGGAGGUGGCCAUCUCGGACUACCUGCGCAAUGUGCUUUCGCUCGGCAACGUGUGCUCCGUUCUGGACGCGGCACGAUUGUUCGGACUCGACGCCCUUACUACCGUCUGCCAUUCGUUUGUCGAUAAGCACGCGCCGGACAUACUGCAGCAUGAAACGUUCCGCACGCUGUCGCUCGACGCCUUGACCAGCCUACUAGAGCGGGAUUCUUUUUUUGCCCCGGAGGUGCAGAUAUUCGAGGCCGUCUACGAUUGGUGCCGGUGCAACGCGGACAGCGUGAAGAACGUGGACGGUGUGGUGGAGAAGGUACGCUUUUCGCUCAUGUCCUUAGAGGAACUGCUGAACGUGGUACGACCGUCCAGUAUUCUUGAUCCGGACCGGUUGCUCGAUGCGAUCGCCGAAAAAGUUUCCUCCCAGCGACUACCGUACCGUGGGGCACUCUGGCCCGAAGAGAAUGUGGCUUCAGCCAAAUUCAACUCCCGCACGAUACUCGGUGAGCAACGGAUGGCGCUACUGGAUGGUGAUACGGUUUCCUACGACUUGGAGCAUGGCUACACGCGAGCAGCCAUCAGUGCGGGCUCCAGCAGUGAUUCGACGGGAAUUAUUGUCGAGCUUGGCAAAAUGUUCAUCAUCAACCACAUCAAGGUGUUGCUAUGGGACCGUGAUACGCGUUCGUACAGCUACUACGUGGAGGUGUCGGUCAAUCAGAGCAACUGGGAACGGGUUGUUGAUCACACCAAGUACUACUGUCGAUCGUGGCAGUUUCUCUACUUCCCACCGCAGGCGGUUCGGUACAUACGGCUCGUGGGUACUCACAAUACGGUUAAUGAGGUGUUUCACGUUGUCGCACUGGAAGCACUGUAUACCGAGACGGCCGUCCCGAUGGUCGGAGGCGUGCUCGUGCCAACGUACAAUGUGGCGACAGUCAAGUACAGUGCGACCGUCGUAGAAGGGGGUAGCCGCACCCGAAACGUGCUCCUGAAUGGGGAUGUGAAAAACUACGACUGGGAUGGCGGUUACACCUGCCACCAGAUCGGAACCGGUGCCAUACUGAUUCAGCUCGGACAACCGUACUGGAUCAGUUCCCUCCGGUUGCUGCUGUGGGAUUGCGAUAACCGAUCGUACAGCUUCUUCGUCGAGGUGUCGACCAAUUUGAAGGACUGGGAAACGGUGGUCGACCGACGGACAGAGCACAUGAAAUCGUGGCAAAAUUUUUCCUUCCCCCCAAAGGUGGUCGUGUACAUUCGGAUCGUUGGGACACACAACACGGCGAACGAAAUGUUCCACUGUGUGCACUUCGAGUGCCCGUCACAGGAUACCAGCAAGCUAGUGAAGAUUGGCCAGGAUGCUUCCGCCAGUGAGAUCGACAGAGAACCGAAGGAUACGUUACCGACCAUAGUGACGACCGAUUGAUUUGCGGAUUCAAUACACUAAAAAAAGAACGACAUUUUGGGAUACUCAACUGUAUGUACUUAAGCUGUGCCGGCUCAGCUAAAUGAACGCUGUGCUCUGAAAAUUUAUGUGAAUUCCAAUACGGAACUGAAACGGAAUGCUUAAUGUAGAAUCUGAAAUCUCCAAAACUUUGUAGCAAUAUAUUUUGGGGCAACCUUUUUUUUAUUGAACCUUAACUUAAGUACUUCGACUGUCA